This is a messenger RNA of Prosopis cineraria, 2036 nucleotides long. RefSeq names its product adenylate kinase 1, chloroplastic-like. The record is from RefSeq and is a predicted model, not a curated record. Bases 141 to 1001 code for a protein of 286 amino acids. The transcript has 4 exons. Lineage: Eukaryota; Viridiplantae; Streptophyta; Magnoliopsida; Fabales; Fabaceae. Gene Ontology annotation, molecular function: ATP binding; AMP kinase activity. Gene Ontology annotation, cellular component: cytoplasm; mitochondrion. Gene Ontology annotation, biological process: nucleobase-containing compound metabolic process.
GGGAAACAAAAAACCCUAGUAGGCUUUGAGACUAAUUAACUAAUCAAUGAAUUGUUUACAAAUUAGAGAGAGUGGGUGCUGAGGAUCCCUCUGGAGCUCGCCGCGACCGUGUCUCAAGUCGCAAGGCUCCUGUGGCUACAAUGGCGGCUAUAACUCGCCUGGUAAGACGUACAACCUUCAUCCCUCACCUGGCGAGUAGAUCUUUUUCUUCUGCGGUUGCAUCUCAGGCGCCUCCGUACAAUGCCCCUAUCUUCCAUCCCAAACCCCUGUUUCCCCGUAAGGAUCCACGGGAUAGAAAUGUCCAGUGGAUCUUUUUGGGCUGUCCAGGCGUCGGUAAAGGCACCUACGCUAGUCGCCUCUGCAAUCUGCUCGGCGUCCCUCACAUUGCCACGGGCGAUCUUGUUCGCGAAGAACUCGCGUCUUCCGGCCCCCUCUCUGCCGAGUUAUCAGACAUUGUAAAUCAAGGUAAACUAGUCCCGGAUGAAAUCAUAAUAAGCUUAUUGUCAAAGAGACUGGCUGCUGGGGAAGCGAAAGGUGAAUCAGGAUUUAUUCUUGACGGUUUUCCUCGAACAAUAAACCAAGCAGAAAUUUUGGAUGGGGUAACUGACAUUGAUUUGGUAGUCAAUCUGAAGAUUCGAGAAGAUGUACUGCUUGAGAAAUGUCUUGGUAGGAGAAUUUGUAGUCAAUGCGGGAAAAAUUUUAAUGUGGCUUCUAUUAACAUGAAGGGUGAGAAUGGGAGUCCUGGAAUAAGCAUGGCACCUCUUCUCCCCCCUGCCCAAUGUAUGUCAAAACUUAUUACUCGUGCAGAUGAUACUGAGGAAGUAGUCAAAGAGAGGCUUCGCAUAUACUAUGACAUGAGUCAGCCUGUGGAGGAUUUUUACCUCAGUCAAGGAAAACUAUUGGAGUUUGAGCUGCCAGGAGGGAUCCCCGAAUCCUGGCCAAAGUUGCUGCAAGCUCUUAAUCUUGAUGAUUACGAGUCCAAACAGUCUGCUGCUGCAUAAAUACAAUAAUGUACCAUAAAAGUGAGUAUUUCAUUCUUUGCAUGCUUACGUUGCAUGCCUGGCAAUUUUGCAGGAAAGAGAGCAUGAGAAGGGGAACUUCUCUAUUUGAAUUAUUUGAAUAAAUAAUGUUAUCAGGAAGUGUUGAAAUCUUGAUCAAACCUCUGCCCAAUUGGCUUCCAUUCGUAUUAUUAAGUUGAAUAUGUCAGAAGUUCUGGUAUAUUUUUCUUCAACUCGGCGAGAGUUUAUGAUAGCUGCUUAAAUGCUUGGUUAGCAAUAAGCUUCAAAAAGACUGGUACGUCACAAUUGUAAUGCUCUCUCUCUCUCUCUCUCUCUCUCGUUUUUUCUGGCCCCAAGCCAAUUAUUAUUAUAAUACUGUUUUAUUUAAAUGCAAAUGGACUAAUUUGGUUUCACCAACCAUUGCUCGAGAGAUUCAGGAAAGGCUUUUUUAUAUUGGCCUCAGUAAAAGCCAUUUUAUGGUUUCUGAUAUUUUCUAACCGUACUUGCUGCUGACCUUUUACUCACCAGUGGUAUGAGACCGCUUUGACCAUGCUUGUUCCUUUCAAAACAUUUUUGUUCACAGUGAGCACACCCAGUAAUAAACUGCUUUAUAGCUGACCGUGGUUUGCUGUUUGCACCUAAAAUAUCUAAUUGGGAUCCCCCCCCCUCCAGAUCGAGUUUGUUUAUUUUUUUACAGAAUGAAUGUACCAUUCCCAUUAGAUGUCAUGUGGAUUAGAAGGCCGAGUUUUUUGGAAAGUGUGGGGGCAUUUUGUAAUUUGCUUAUUGCAGCUGGCCGAGCUGGUUUGCUCAAGUAUUGCAAGCUGGCAAGUUUAAAUAGCUGCUAAAGUAGACAGGGCACGAUACCAGCUCCUGCCUGCUUAAAUCUGCAUGGUGCAGGAUAGAUUUUGCCCUACAUUUUAUCUUUGCAGCUACCUUGUGCUUCCGUUAGAUCGAGUAGUUUCGCUUGUAACUCGUGAAUUUAAUGAACUGUGGUUCUGUUCAAUAAAGUUUUGAAGGAAUGAAAUGAGAUUCUGGCGA